Acomys russatus (golden spiny mouse) is the source of this 959-nucleotide messenger RNA. RefSeq names its product crystallin beta A2 (gene Cryba2). Bases 360 to 953 code for a protein of 197 amino acids. The transcript has 6 exons. Gene Ontology annotation, molecular function: structural constituent of eye lens. Gene Ontology annotation, biological process: visual perception; lens development in camera-type eye. Lineage: Eukaryota; Metazoa; Chordata; Mammalia; Rodentia; Muridae. The record is from RefSeq and is a predicted model, not a curated record.
ACGUAGGGUCGUUAGAAAAGGAUCUUCUCUUCUUCCUCCCUAUCGUCUCCCAAGAGAAAGAUCUUCACCUCGAGAGUUUUGCCCUAAGGAGGAACCCUGCUGGGCCAGGCUCACGUCAUCUUAGGAAAGGCUGAACUUGAGGCUUAGCCUUCAUGCCUGAAGGCGGGCUGGGACCAGAUCGGUGGCUCCGCUGCCUAUACAGACCAGAGCUGACCAAAGCCUGCCAGCUGACUCAGCUCGCCCACCCCACCCGGAUCCCAAAGGGGAGAGGCAGCCAGACGUGGGUAUAAAGCGGUGAACAACAGGCUCGCGCGCAGUCUCUCCAUUUUCCGUACGUGCGGUGCUCAACCAUCCGCGACAUGAGCAGUGCCCCCGCGCCGGGCCCCGCGCCUGCUUGCCUCACGCUCUGGGACGAAGAGGACUUCCAGGGUCGUCGCUGCCGACUGCUGAGCGACUGUGCCAACGUCUGUGAGCGAGGAGCCCUGCGCAGGGUGCGCUCAGUCAAGGUGGAAAACGGCGCAUGGGUGGCCUUCGAGUACCCUGACUUCCAGGGACAGCAGUUUAUUCUAGAGAAGGGAGACUAUCCUUGCUGGAAUGCGUGGAGCGGCAGCAGUGGCCACCACAGCAACCAAUUGCUGUCCUUCAGGCCAGUGCUCUGUGCGAACCACAGUGACAGCCGUGUGACACUCUUUGAGGGGGAAAACUUCCAGGGCUGCAAGUUUGAACUCAGUGAUGACUACCCAUCACUGCCUUCCAUGGGCUGGACCAGCAAAGAUGUGGGGUCCCUCAAAGUCAGCUCUGGAGCGUGGGUGGCCUACCAGUACCCAGGCUACCGAGGCUACCAGUAUGUCUUAGAAAGGGACCGGCACAGUGGGGAGUUUCGUACCUACAGCGACUUUGGCACACAGGCGCAUACUGGACAGCUGCAGUCCAUUCGAAGAGUCCAGCACUAGGCUCCG